This is a messenger RNA of Ambispora leptoticha, 8091 nucleotides long. NCBI's taxonomy places the organism in Eukaryota, Fungi, Glomeromycota, Glomeromycetes, Archaeosporales, Ambisporaceae. The record is from the annotation of a GenBank genome assembly.
AUGGAAGAAGUGGACAUAAAUUUAUCAGAUCUUACCUGGGCGGAUUUCAUAAAAAAUCGAGCUCCAUACAACAUUACUAGCUCGAAUACAAAUAGACGUAUCGAGUUUCUCAACCAUGCAUUGUUGCCGCGUAUAAAAGCUGGAGGCCUUUCUGUAAAUACAAUUGGAGGCUUGCUUCACCUUGUGCUAUUAACGUACCCACGAUAUAGUGACCGAAAAUCUCGGCUCGCCUUGAUAAAUGUAUUAAAAGAAUUGUACAAUUGGAAUUCAAGCUUAUUCCUAGAAUAUUUUGUUCCGUCACUGGUCAAAGAAACCGAGAUGCUGAAUAAAAAGAGUCCAGACGGCAAAUACUCGACUUCUUCAGCUAAUCGAUUUGUCCUUCUUACGUGGGUCAACUCUCUGAUUAAUUUUGUAUCUGCGGACACGCUUGAAUUAUCGUCAGAGUUAUUGGAACGCUGGACGAGUUUGAUAGACUUGCAAGCUGUUUUGCUCGACUCGAUUGUUAACGACAAAGAAAUUCGAAAAAGUAUAACGCAUGGUGCUUUGGUAGAUGUCAGGAAAUGUGUUCGAAAGAAUCCUACAAAAAUUCCAUCAAUAAUAUCUCAUUUGACACAACCUUCAAAGACGAACAAUCCUCCACUUCGUAAUGCUGUUCUUUUGGGAACUGUUAUUGAUAGUGCGUUACGACUCAGAAAAGAGAACGGCAAAGCUUUUAUCUUGAACGUUAAGGACAAUAUUACACAGUUUUAUUUGACUCAGAUUGUAUCAUCUAAGGCUGCUAUACCUGAAAAGACUGCGGAUGCCCUUCAUGAUUUUAUUAGAACGGUCAUCACUGAACAACAUUUUAUAACGAAGUUUCUUCCUGUUUUCGAAAAAAUGCUUUUGAGAGCACCAGAAAUUGUCUUGAAUGUUUUAAAAUAUAAUGUUAAGGCGCUGUCAUUUGACACAUCAACUAUUUUCAAAAACAAUUUUCUUCAGCCUUUACUGGGUUAUGUGGGAUCAACCAACAAAUCAGUUCAAACUGGUGCUAUUGAUGUGCUGAAUGUUUUGCUAGAGAAAAGUCAAAAGCCUGAUGUCGUCGUUGAUAUAAUUAAAGAAACUAUCAAGACGUUGAAUGGAGGCAAAGUGACAAAUCCAGAACAUCGUGGAUUUCUAAUUCAGACACUGGGUCGCGUUCGUCAAUCUCCGAUUACUUCAAAAAACGUGAUCGAAGGACUUUUGCCAAUAAUAGCUAAAGAAAUGAAUGAACAAUCUCUUUCGCGAGCUAUUGCUACACUUAAAAUACACGUUAGCUUAUUGCUCCGAAUAGGAACAGACGAAGAUACUAUAAAUAAGAUUACACAAGCGACCAUCAAGGGUUUGACUAGUAACAAAGUUGCAGUAAGGAAAGCUUGGGCCAUCAUGAUUGGAAGUGUUAUAUGGGAAGAUAAUAUCACUGUCAAUGAACCUUCUAGUGCGCUUCUGGAUAUCACGAAAAAAUCACUUUCGUCUCUUUUGACGACACUGGAUAAUAUUCAAGCUAAUCCAUUGAAUUUUCCUGGAGGACCUCUUGAAGGGUAUAUUGUGGUGGCCAUUGCGGAAGGCAGAGCAAGGAGGUGGAAAAAUGAAGAAAUUGAUAGCUUGAUCCGUGCAAAGAAAUUACCGCAAUCUAUAUUCACAGUUACACCAAAACCAUCAUUUUGGCUUUGGGACAAGGUGUAUUCGAAACUAUCUAGUUACGAAGAAGGAUUGUGGUUUGUUCGAUCUCUGGAAGGCGUCCUUUUGGAAGAAGAUGACGGCGUGUUUGAAAAAAAGGAAACAAAAAAUGUUUUUGCAACAGCAUACAUUUACCUGAUUUCCUCAACAAAUGAACAUCAAACGCGUCGUGUCAGUUUUGAAAGUCUUGCUAGAUGUAAUCAAAUAAAACCCAUACUUGUAAAUAGUAUAAUAAGAGAGGGAUUAACCCGAUGGUUAUUAAAUCUUGAAAAAAAUACCAAAGAUUCUACUGCAGUGUUAGCUACGAAUGCCAUCCAACCAGAUGAAAAUCCGAACACUGCUUAUCGUUUAUCAAGAAUCCUCACCGCGAUCACGACGUUUUCAAAGAGUACCGAGAUUAAUGUUAUCGAAACAUCUUUAAUUGAAAUUGUGCUGUUGGCUCAUCAUCGUUCUAUUGUGUCACCUAGUGAUAAAUAUAAUUGGAUCAGUUUAGUUCAAAGGGCGGGUCUCAAUCCUGGAAAACUUAUAAAAGCACAUCACAGUCGAUUAAAAGAAAUAAUUACGGAAAAGAUCGAUACUGAGAAUGAAGCUGCCAUGUCAACGAUUUCUACACUUUCUUUCAUAUCGCCUGACACGUUUAUUCCUUUGUUCCUCGCUCAAUGUCAUAAUGAUUUGGACUCUUCGCUUAUGACAAAUAUCGGAGAACAAGAAAUUAAAAUUUGGAAAACUCCAGAAGGGACUCUCUUUGUUGACGUAUUGAAGCGUAAUAAGAAAAAUGUGGCGGAGAACCGCAAUCGAAAGGAUUAUCAAACUGAAAAAUGGGAACGUGAAGUUCGCGAAGAAAUUGCCAAGAAAAAAGGUGCAACCAAAGCAGCAAAUGCUCCGAAGCUAUCCAAAGAUGAACAAGCUGCUGUUAAUGCGCAACUGGCAAAGGAAUCAAAAAUACGAAAGCAAGUACAAGAGGUCCACUUCAGAUAUAUUCGAGGAUUAGAUAUCAUUAAAGCCAUGAUAAAAGGAAACGCCGAGAACUUAAAAGAUUAUGUUGCUGAAUUGAUGCGAUUAUUGACUUUUGUUGUAAAGAACGGUAGGGUUCUGGUGGGAGAUAAGGCAAUCGAAACUUAUUUACAGCUUGGGCUUUGUACCACGGAAAAUCUUUCUUCGAUUCGAGUACAAAUUGGAGUAGCAACUCUACGAGCUAUGGAGAUUAGUGAAAUCCCAGAACAUUGGCUCGAAGAACCAUUGGGACAUCUUGUUACGCGAGUACUUUACGGCCUCCGAAUUGUGACUGAACGUAAUCCAUUGCCGGCCGCUUCGUUCUCUUAUUGCUUCUCUCUUAUUUACCAAGUCAUUCAUAAAGGAGGAUUCUUAAAUUUAGAUAAUCUUGAGAAAGACACGGAUUUAUCAUUGGAGCAAGUUGCGUUCAGUUUAGAUAUAAUUUCAUUCCAUUCGGUUAUUGGAUAUUCACCAUUAAUUCCACGUAGUGAAAUGAUUGAAUGUUUAAUGCACAUAAUAAAAGAAUAUCCUAAACUGACAAAAACUGCUAAGUCCGCUUUAGUAGACUUGUGCCAAUCAAUGGGCGAUACUGCAAAAAAACGUGAAAUUGAUACUUUAUUGGCUGGAUUACUUUAUCCGCAAUCUUUGGUUCGUAAUGCAUGUUUACAGGGACUUGAAUUUUUAGAUUUAACAGAUUUCGAUUUUUCUCGAGAGUUAUGGGUGUCUUGUUUUGAUGAAGAUGAGAGUAAUGCUAAACUCGCGAACGCGCUUUGGGAAGAUAAUGGAAUGGAUGUCGAACCAAAUUAUGCACUUGAAUUACUACCUCUUCUGAUACAUAAUGAGAGCUUUGUACGAGUGGCCUGCUCAAAGGCAAUUGGCAGUGCUGUAGAAUAUUUUCCCUCUACUAUUUCUGAUACUUUAAAUUUAGUAUACGACCUUUAUAAGGAGAAGGCUCAACAAAUAGGUCCACAAUACAAUGAAUUUGGCAUGAUUAUUCCUGAAUCUUUGAAUGUUAAAGAUCCUUGGGAAGCACGUGCAGGAUUGGCGCUUACUCUAAGUACCCUUGCGCCUUCUUUUACUCCUUCUGAAUUAAUACCUUUUUAUGAAUUUCUGAUUGUCGAGAAGGCUGUGGGUGAUAUUAAUGCUGAUGCUGGACUAGCAGUUAUUAAUGCACAUGGUGCAGCGAAUGUAACUGUACUAAUGUCAAUUUUUCAAAAAUAUCUCGACACACCUGCUGCUCCCUCAGAAACGCAUGAUCGCAUUCGUGAAUCUGUGGUUAUUUGGUUUGGUGCUUUAGCACGUCAUUUAGACACGAACGAUACUAGAAUACCUAUAGUAAUUGAUAAGCUUCUCGAAACACUUAAAACACCAUCCGAAGUUGUACAAACAGCUGUUGCAGAUUGCUUGCCACCCCUAAUAAAAACAAUGAAAGAUUCCUCGCCGAAUCUGAUUUCCGGCUUAUUGAAUCAAUUAUUUGGUUCAGAAAAGUACGCGGAGAGAAAGGGAGCAGCUUUUGGAUUGGCUGGUAUUAUUAAGGGUACUGGUAUAUCUGCAUUGAAAGAUUGUAAUAUCAUGACUUCAUUGAAAGAAAACAUUGGGAACAAGAAAGAUUAUAAGUGCCGCCAAGGAGCUCUGUUUGCCUUUGAAGCUUUAUCACAGUCUUUAGGUCGACUUUUUGAGCCUUAUAUAAUUCAAAUUUUGCCAUUACUCUUGACUUGCUUUGGCGAUUCACAUCCGGAUGUGCGAGAAGCAACAUCGGAUACUGCCAGAGUUAUAAUGAGCAAAAUUAGUGGACAUUGUGUCAAACUAAUCCUUCCGUCGUUACUUGCUGGCUUAGAAGAUCGCCAAUGGCGCACAAAAAAAGGAUCCGUAGAAUUAUUGGGUUCAAUGGCUUUUUGUGCGCCUAAACAAUUAUCGAUUUCUUUACCUACAAUUGUUCCCCGAUUGACAGAAGUUCUCAUGGAUUCUCAUACGCAAGUUCAAGCCGCCGCUAAUGAAGCUCUCUUGCGUUUUGGCGAAGUUAUUAGCAAUCCUGAAGUUCAAGAACUUGUACCAACAUUAUUGCAUGCAUUAAGUGAUCCGGACAAGAAUACUAAUGCAGCAUUAAAUGCUUUAUUGGAAACAGCCUUUGUUCAUUACAUUGAUGCACCGUCCUUAGCAUUGGUCAUGCCAAUAUUGGAACGGGGUUUGAAAGAAAGAAGUACUGACGUUAAGAAAAAAUCAUCACAAAUUGUGGGUAACAUGGCUUCAUUAACAGACGUCAAAGAUCUGGUACCAUAUUUGCCAAAAUUGUUACCAGGACUCAAAGAAGUUUUAGUCGAUCCUGUGCCAGAAGCGCGAGCUACAGCUGCAAAAGCUUUAGGAACCCUAGUCGAAAAAUUGGGCGAGGAUAAAUUCCCAAGCCUGGUCUCCGAAUUGACAAAUACUCUUAAAUCUGAUACUAGUGGUGUUGAUCGACAAGGCGCUGCUCAAGGUCUUAGUGAAGUAUUAGCCGGCUUGGGCCUAGAACGUCUAGAAGGAUUAUUACCAGAAAUAUUAAACAAUACCGAGAGCUCAAAGUCAUAUGUUCGCGAAGGAUUUAUUUCUUUACUUAUUUACCUUCCGGCCACUUUUGGUCUUCGAUUCCAACCUUAUCUUGGACGAAUUAUCCCACCAAUAUUGGCUGGUCUUGCAGAUGACUCUGAAUAUGUCCGUGAAGCUUCAUUACGUGCUGGACAAAUGAUUGUUGUUAAUUAUGCUACCAAGGCUGUAGAUUUAUUACUUCCUGAAUUAGAAAGAGGCUUAUUUGAUGAUAAUUGGCGAAUACGUCACAGUUCAGUUCAACUGAUGGGUGAUUUGCUAUACCGAAUUACUGGAAUCAGUGGAAAAACUCCUCUUGAGGGUGAUGAAGAUGAAACAGUUGGUGAAACAGGUAGUACAGAAGCUGGUAGAAAGGCAUUGCUUCAGAUUCUUGGAAAAGAAAGAAGAGAUCGUAUCUUGGCUUCCUUGUAUAUUAUCAGACAAGAUGGAGUUGUCCGUCAAGCUUCGAUGCAUGUUUGGAAAGCAAUCGUAUCAAAUACUCCUCGCACUAUAAAGGACAUACUGCCUAUUAUGAUGACAACAAUAAUUCGUAACCUCGCGAGUCAUAGCUCGGAAAGACGACAAGUUGCUGCUCGUACACUUGGUGAACUUGUGCGAAAACUUGGCGAUAAUAUCUUAUCGGAAAUAAUACCAAUUCUAGAAGGAGGACUCGAAUCUUCAGAUCCAGACACGCGCCAGGGUGUAUGUGUGGGUCUUAGUGAAACCAUGAGUACCGCUAGUAAAAUACAAGUCAUUGAAUAUACAGAUUCCUUUGUUCCGGCAGUCAGAAAAGCGUUGGUUGACGAAUCAGGCGAAGUGCGUGAAGCUGCAGCACAAGCAUUUGACAUUCUACAUCAACAUGUCGGACAAAAGGCUAUUGAUGAAAUCAUCCCAACAUUAUUAAAUUCUUUAAAAUCAGGCAAAAAUUCAGAUUAUGCUUUGGAAGCAUUUAAGGAACUGAUGGCUGUUCGCGCUAAUGUCGUUUUCCCAGUACUAAUACCCACCCUCAUCGCUGUUCCAAUUGAUGCAUUCAAUGCACGUGCAUUAUCAACUCUUGUCUCCGUAGCUGGUCCUACACUGAAUAAAAGGUUAACAAGCAUACUCACCGCGCUUAUGACUUCGAUUAAUCUUACAAAAGAUGAGACUAUCAAAGAGGCGUUAAGAGAAACCGAACGGACAUUAAUUCUCUCGAUUGAUAACGCCGAAGGUCUGCAAACACUAAUGAUGAUGCUCUUUGAAACGGUCAAGAGUGAAGAGCCCUCAAAGAGAUUCGGCGCAUGUGAGAUUAUAACAAUGUUCUUUAUGGAAAAUAGGAUGGAUGUUUCUCGAUAUGUCCCUGAAUGGAUACGUGUACUUAUUUCUUUGUUGGAUGAUCGUGUUCAUGAAGUAGUGAAAUCUGCUUGGAAUGCUUUGAAUGCUGUCACAAAAUCCUUGAAGAAAGAUGAACUAGAGCCAUUAAUCAUACCUGUGCGUCGUGCUGUAAAGGCUGUUGGUGUACCAGGAGUCAAUCUUCCAGGCUUCUGUUUGCCAAAGGGAAUUAGCCCUAUUCUACCAAUAUUUAUUCAAGGACUUCAAUAUGGUACACCGGAGAUUCGUGAGCAAUCUGCAUUAGGGAUGGGUGAUAUAAUUCAACGAACCUCUCCUGAGGCACUUCAAUCUUUUGCUGCCCAAAUGGCCGGGCCAUUGAUCCGUAUUGUUAGUGAUCGAUAUCCUUCUAAUGUGAAAGCAGCAAUAUUACAAACCUUAAGCCUCCUCCUUAAUAAAAUUCCUUUAGCUCUAAAACCGUUCAUACCGCAACUACAACGUGCCUUUAUAAAAUCUCUUGCUGAUACAUCCAGUUCAUUAGUACGAUCGCGCGCUGCUUCUGCAUUGGGCAUCCUCAUUUCAUUACAGAGUCGAGUGGAUCCACUUAUAUCCGAGUUAGUGACUGGUGUCACAAAAAGCGAACCAGAUGUCCGUGAGACAAUGUUAGAUGCUUUGGAAAGCGUUAUCAGUAAAGCUGGAGAAUUAAUGAGUGAAAAUUCAAAGAAAAAUGUUACUACUAUUGUUGUUGACUCUUUAAGUGAAAAUACAGAGAGAGUGAUUGUUGCAGCUGCUCGUGUGUUAGGUACAUUGUGUAAAAAUUUGAGACCAGAUGAGGCAGAAAGUAUAAUCAAAGACCACGUAUUACGUGAUGCUCCUGCUUCGUAUGGUGCCCUGUUAGCUAUUAAUGCCAUUCUUGCAGAAUCUCCGACAACAUUCGAAGAUUUAGGGUUAACAGAUAAUUUGGUCGAUAUAAUUAUUAAUAGUACAAAAAGUAACCAGCCCGUGAUAUCAGAUACCGCAAUACUCGCGGCUGGCAAGAUGCUUCUCACCACACUAUAUCAGAACGAAGAAAUUAUUGAUCGUCUAGUCGAAGCACUAAUAAAUGAUGUUAAAGAACCGCCUACUUCUGUUGCAGACACAAAAAGGCUUGCGUUGACCGUUUUCCGUGCAUUUGCCAGAAAGCAUUCUGCAAUACUGGAAAAGUAUCUUCCAAUAGUUGUUCCACCUUUGCUCAUAUCUGCGCGAGAUAGAAAUACUUCAGUUAAGUUGGUCGCUGAACAAGCAUUGGUUUAUGCUUUGCAACUCUUGGACGGUGAAGCUGUUUUACAGGAAUAUCUAUCGACCACCGAUGCUCAAACCAAUAAAAAUAUAAACGAAUUCGCGCGGCAUAAUUUGGCAAAAGUUAUUGCCCAAGAAAAGGAAAUAUUGGAGCAGUCACGUGCUAACCAUGCCGUUGGCUUCGGUGAACGGCUGGUUGAUGAAGAUUCCGAGAUAUGGGAAGUGGGUAACAUGGCUACGGCUGUAUUUGACGACGAAUGA